UUUUAUUGUUGACGACUUUGACAAUUUCAAAAAGUGUCAAACAGCAGGCAAAAUGUUAAAAAUAAUUUUAACAAAACUGUUAAAAAAAACAAGACUGUCCGUUCACUUUUACUCAACCGAGGCCACUUUCGAGUUGAAGCCCUUCCGUCUCCACCGCCUUGAGACGGGCCCUGCCACCCAAGUCACCCUCACAAAACCUGACGCUUUAACCAUCUACGACCAAAUGCAAACCAUCCGCAAAAUGGAAACGGCCAUCAGCAAAUUAUACACGGCUAAAGCCAUCCGGGGCUUCUGCCACCUGUACGCCGGCCAGGAAGCCGUGGCUGUGGGGGUCCAAUACAACGUGCGCCCCAACGACAUCAUCGUCACCAGUUACAGAAACCACGCAUGGACUCUCCUCAAUAGCAAUUUAGACCCCGCUCCCGUCGUCUGCGAGCUCAUGGGGACCACGGGCGGGUGCUCAAGAGGCAAAGGGGGCUCCAUGCACAUGUACGGGAAGAAUUUCAUCGGGGGUAGUGGCAUAGUGGGGGCCCAUGUGCCCCUGGGCGCGGGCGUCGCCUUCACCUUCAAAUACAAGAACGAGGAUAGGGUUGCGAUAACGGUGUAUGGGGACGGGGCUGCCAACAACGGGCAAGUCUUCGAAGCCUUCAAUAUGGCGAAAAUGUGGAAGCUGCCUUGCUUGUUCCUCUGCGAGAAUAACUUGUUCGGCAUGGGGACAAGUGUUGACAGACAUGCAGCCAAUAAAGAGUUUUACACCAGAGGGGAUUACAUUCCGGGGGUUUGGACUGACGGCAUGGACGUUUUAAUGGUGAGGGAAGCCGUAAAGUUUGCAUUUAAUCAUUGCAUCUCCGGCAAAGGGCCCAUUAUUAUCGAAGCACAAACGUACCGAUAUUUCGGACACUCUAUGUCCGACCCCGGCACCAGCUACCGCACUCACGAAGAAGUCAAAGAGAUGAGGAGUAAAAGAGACCCCAUUACGAAUUUCAAGCAAAAGAUUCUAGACGCGAAACUUGUGACUGAAGACGAGCUUAAGGAAAUUGAAAACAAGCGCAAGAAAACCGUAGACGAUGCUGUAGCCAAGUGCAAGAAAGACAAAGAGGUGGGGCUUGAAGAACUGACGAUUAACAUUUAUUCCAACGAUGUUUAUAAAGAAAUUCGAGGGGUUAGUCCGUUUUCUAAGUUACAGCAUAAAGUAGUGAAAAUUUAACGUGAAAGCAAAAUAAUAAAUUUUCAAAACUGCA
This is a messenger RNA of Tribolium castaneum (red flour beetle), 1241 nucleotides long. RefSeq names its product pyruvate dehydrogenase E1 component subunit alpha, mitochondrial. Gene Ontology annotation, biological process: pyruvate decarboxylation to acetyl-CoA. The record is from RefSeq and is a predicted model, not a curated record. Bases 53 to 1207 code for a protein of 384 amino acids. Gene Ontology annotation, molecular function: pyruvate dehydrogenase (acetyl-transferring) activity. The transcript has a single exon. NCBI's taxonomy places the organism in Eukaryota, Metazoa, Arthropoda, Insecta, Coleoptera, Tenebrionidae. Gene Ontology annotation, cellular component: intracellular membrane-bounded organelle.